AUGGAGGAUAGGAAGAGGCCCGCCAUCGGCGGCGCCGAUGAUUUGACUGCUCCUCCCAGCAAAAGAGUCGCUGUGAAUGGUUCCAAGACGAAGGAUGAUGCGAUAGAAAUGAAGGAGGAAGGCUGGGUUGAAGCAUAUACCAAAGGAGCCAUAUACCGCCAAAUGCAAGAAUAUAGUCGCAAGGCUGCCACGGCUGAAUCACGUCUCGAAGAGCUGCACAAGCGAUGCGUCCAUCACGAUGAUCACUUGAAAAUCAUAGAUGCUUGGUGGCGUCAACUGCUUCAAGAACUGGAAGUUGUAGCCCAGUCCCAAAUGUCAGACGAUCCAGCUACAUCCGAACCACCAUAUCUCAGCGGGAUUAAUUUCAAAGAUUUAAGCGAAUUUCAGACCCACCUCCAAGAUAAAGGAAAAACUAUCAAAACGAAAGCCGAGUCUCUUCUUGGCCGCAUCUCCGCUCAGCGCGGCUCCUUGACGCCAGACGCUGCUGCCCUGGAAGGGAGAGUCAACAAACUAUUGGCGUCCCAGAAAGAGUACAUGCUGAAGUUGGAUCGCCUGCAUACAGAAAAGGACCAGCUUUCUGAACAGUUGAAUGCGGCCACUUUGCGGUACUUCAAGGCUGAAAAGAAGCUGGAUCGAGCCAAGAGUGCGCAAGUACAAAAGCUGGAGCAACAAGCCUUUGCAAACUCCACACGUCCCACUGGAGCUGCGGCAACAAACGAGGUCGCAUCCGAUCAACAUGAAGUAAAUGGUUCGACGGAUGAGCUUCUGCUCAAGUACGAGGAGGUAUCGGCCUCGGCGACAAAGCAGAAGGAACAGCUCGAUUCCAUCCUAUCCGAGCUGAAGGCUCUGCAAGACGAGAACUCGACACUUAAAUCACGCCGUGAAACAUGGACAGACGAAGAUUUUAUCCGCACAGAUGUUUUCAAGCAGUUCAAGGCGCAGAACGAGGAGUUGAUCAAGAGAAUCAACAAUCUCGAGGCAACCAACAAGCAGCUUCGAGAGGAGGCCGAAAAACUGCAGGCAGAACGCACCGCGUGGAAAAUUCAGCUGGAGGCGGAUGCGAAUCAAGUAACGCAGGAAUUGGAAGCCGACAUCAUGUCAAGAGACCAAGACCUGGCAAGGGUUCGUUCAGCCAGAGACGAGAUUCUGGCUGAAAAUUCCCAACGAAAGGCCGGCAUGGAGCAGGAAAGGACCUCGAUCGAGCAAGUCAAGGAUCUUUGCAGCGCCAAAGACGACCGUAUUGCUGCGCUGGAGUCUCAGAUCUCCAGGUUCCAGGAGUCACAAGGUCAAGAGGUGACGACGAGUGAAGAAGAUGCUGGUCAUCUUUCACCAGGCGAACUGGAACAAAAGUACAAGAAGCUGCAGCAAGACUUUCAGUCCAUCAACCAAGAAUUGCCGUCCAUAGAGAAAGCCUACAAGAAGAUGAAGGAUCUGGCGCAAAAGAAGGUGAUGGACUUUGUUGCGUUGGAAGAGAAGAUUUCCCUCUUGAUUGCCGAGAAGAGCAAGGCGGAUCAGAAGUAUUUUGCGGCCCGAAAGGACGCCGACACUCGAAACAAUGAGAUCAGGUCACUCAGACACCAGAAUAGCAAGAGCGCCGAGAUCAUUGCUCAGCUGAAAGACCUGGAGGCCCAGAACCGAGUACUGCUCAGCAACCUCGAGAAGCAAGUUGGAGACUUGAAGCAGUCCAACGCAGCGUUGGCGGCAGAGAACAAGAAGAUGGAGACGACCAGCCUGGAGGCCGUGAGACGCUCCGACUCGCUGAGUCGACAAAUCACCGAUUUGACAAGCCUGGUGAAAUCUCGCGACAAUGCCUCGGCAGUUGUUCGAGAACGUAAUACCAUCCAAGAAGCCGAGGUGGAGAAGUUAAAGGUCCGAGUCGAACAUGCCCAAAAGGAUCGAGACAAUUGGAAGAGCAAGGCGUUGAGCAAUUCAUCAGAGGAGGAAGAAAUGCUUCGAACAUUCGCGCUUUGCACCAUCUGCAGAAACAACUUCAAGAACACGGCGCUCAAAACAUGCGGUCACCUGUUCUGCAACAAAUGCGUCGACGACCGAAUCAGCAACAGGAUGCGCAAGUGCCCCACGUGUUCCCGGGCUUUUGACAAGAUGGACGUCAUGCCUGUUCAUCAUUGA
This is a messenger RNA of Ustilaginoidea virens, 2130 nucleotides long. RefSeq lists its product as uncharacterized. Gene Ontology annotation, cellular component: HULC complex; nucleus. Lineage: Eukaryota; Fungi; Ascomycota; Sordariomycetes; Hypocreales; Clavicipitaceae. Bases 1 to 2130 code for a protein of 709 amino acids. Gene Ontology annotation, molecular function: ubiquitin protein ligase activity; metal ion binding. The transcript is spliced from 5 exons. The record is from RefSeq and is a predicted model, not a curated record.